AUGCCACGCUCGACUGCUUCUGGUUCGGAACAGCGCGCUCCGUCGCAGGGACGGUCCAAGGGUCCUCGCGAUGCCAGCGUCGACUCGCAUGAGGCGGCGACGGAGAAAUUCCCCGACUUCGAAUCAUCGUCAAUACCAGCAUACAGUAUUGGUCCUGCACAGGGCCGUCUAAAUGGCAGACCAGAAGGUUACGUAAAUGGCGGGACGCACCUCUCUGGAGACCAGUGGCGCCCUCGGAGGGAGAGCUCUGCACGGGGAGCGGGAUGGGCGCCGUCGAUAUCAGGUCAGCCGACGCGUGGACAUGCUCGGCAGAAAAGUAUCAACGAUACGCUCCGGGAUAUCAGAGCGCGAGGUGGGAGCGUCAGCCAGAAUGCACAUGAGCUCGCAGGCGCGCUCCGGGCCCCCGUGUCCCCGAGACUUAUAAUACUAUGUAUUACGUGGUACGCCUCCUCGGCCCUGACCAAUACGUCAGCCAAGUCCAUCCUCAACGCCUUCGACAAACCAGCGACCUUGACCAUGAUCCAAUUUCUCUUCGUCUCGGGAUAUUGCAUGCUGUUCUCGUGGGCCGCCGCUACAUUCCCAGCCGUGAAAGCCGCAGUGCCAGCAUUAAGACACGGUAUUCGCCCGCCGAGUGUCGAGGUGAUCCGGACAACAAUGCCUCUGGCGUUGUUCCAGGUCGGAGGCCAUCUGUUGAGUUCCAAUGCGACCUCGAAGAUACCCGUCUCCCUUGUCCAUACGAUCAAGGGGCUGUCACCCCUCUUCACCGUGCUGGCCUACCGCGCCAUCUAUGACAUUCGAUAUCCCGUGGCGACCUACCUCUCCCUGAUACCACUGACCAUUGGCGUCAUGCUCGCCUGUUCUGGGAGCCACUCCUUCGGCGGGCAGCUGCUGGGAAUUCUCUAUGCCUUCCUGGCCACGCUCAUCUUUGUCACGCAGAAUAUCUUCUCCAAGCGGCUCUUCAACGAGGCCGCUCGGGCGGAGGCUGAAGGGAUGACCACGACAACGCGCACACUAGACAAGUUGAACCUCCUCUGCUACUCGUCAGGUCUUGCUUUCGUGCUCACGUCGCCGAUCUGGCUCUGGAGCGAAGGUUUCGGGAUCCUAGGCGACUUCCUACACGAUGGAGCUGUGGACUUGGAGCAAGGACCAGACACCUUCGAUCACGGUCGGCUGUUCGUGGAGUUCGUCUUCAACGGUAGCUUCCAUUUUGGGCAGAACAUCCUGGCCUUCGUCCUCCUGUCGCUCGUCUCUCCAGUUACCUACUCCGUCGCGAGCCUCAUCAAACGGGUUUUUGUCAUUGUUGUCGCGAUCGUGUGGUUCCGCUCGCCGACCACGCGAAUCCAGGCUGUGGGCAUCGGACUCACCUUUCUUGGAUUGUAUUUCUACGACAGGAGCAGCGAGAAGAAUAAGGCAGACAGGAAGGCGCGCACCAUGACGGAGAGCAAGGGCACGCCACUGCUACCACUCAACACAGCCGGAGGCCUGGCAGCGAAUCAGAACGGAACGGGCCUUUUCGAGAGCCCAGCAGCCGCCACACCAGCUGCUGGCGCGCACCCGUACACCAACGGCUUCUUGGUCGGCAACGGUGAUGAUAGCAAGAAGUCUGACGAUAAUGUGCCGUCGAGGGCGAGAGCCCAGAGCAGUGCGCAGUGGCUACCGCCGGGAACGAAACAGGAAGAGACGUGGAGGCUUGGCGACAAAGGGGUCAACAUAGCUGCAUAGAAUGCUGUGCUCUCUCUAUCUGCUGAUCUUCUCGCGGGCCACCCAUCACUGCUUGGGGCACACUACUUGGUUACAAGGAAACUCUGGGGUUGUGUGUAUGUGUGUGUAUAAAGACAUGAGCAUAAGACGAUAUCAAACGGGCAAUUCUUGGAGGAUGUGGAUUUGGGUUGGCGUUGGACGGGCGUUCUAGACUAAGGAUAACCCCAUUUUUCCCCCAUCAUUAUACAAUAGGUGCUUUGGGGGCGGGGCGGAACGGGCUAUUAUACAGCAUGGUAGAAAAGUCUGAAAAG
This is a messenger RNA of Cryphonectria parasitica EP155, 2012 nucleotides long. Its product is annotated as TPT-domain-containing protein. The transcript has 2 exons. Gene Ontology annotation, cellular component: Golgi apparatus; endoplasmic reticulum. Lineage: Eukaryota; Fungi; Ascomycota; Sordariomycetes; Diaporthales; Cryphonectriaceae. Gene Ontology annotation, molecular function: phosphoenolpyruvate transmembrane transporter activity; antiporter activity. The record is from RefSeq and is a predicted model, not a curated record. The coding region runs from base 1 to 1722 and encodes 573 amino acids. Gene Ontology annotation, biological process: phosphoenolpyruvate transmembrane import into Golgi lumen.